AUGGACUAUAACUUGACAUCAGGUACUUCAUCAAUAUUAAGGAAAUAUUUACUCGUGAAGCUGAGGCUCCGCUUGCGCAAAAUCUCUGCUGAAGUACGAGAGGAAGACAAACUCUGCAACAAAACCUCUUCUGCGCUGGAGUAUCUCCUCCGAUACAAACACUUCUCCUUCAUCCUGGAGGCCCUGAAGAACCUCGAGGCCGCCACCAGGCUGUCGCCAGAGUGCUGCGAGCGGCUGGUGGGAAGCGACGCCACCGGUGUCAUCUUCACGCUGAUACGCAGCUGCAACCGGAGCGGACCCUGCAUGGAGGUCAUCACCUUCUCCGUCCAGAUCCUCCUCAACCUCUCCAAGUACCACCUGACCAUAGAGGCGGUGUAUUCGGUGGAAAACUCCCUGGAAACGCUGCUGGAUUUACUGCAGAAAUACCGGGAGAAAGCCGGGGACAAGGUGGCCGAAAAGGGCGGCAGCAUCUUCACCAAAGCCUGCUUCCUUCUCGCUCUGCUGCUGCAGGACGAGCGCCGCGCUCAGGAGGUGCUGAAGCUGCCUAAAGUUUUGGACCGGAUACGCAGCAUCUACCGGCUCACCGCGCGGAAACACAAAAUGGACGAAGAGCGCAGCAUCACCAGGCAGAGAAUCAACGCCUCGAUCAACGGGAGCUUCUUUGUUCCGCCAACGCCGCGCAAAUCCAAACCGCCACCAAAGUUUGCACCAGAUUGGGUUCUGAGGAAGGACAAACUGAAAGACGUCGUCGAUCCCCUCAGGGCGAUCCAGAUGGUGGCGGAAACGCUCGCCAUCGUUUUAUAAACAGAAAACCUUCAAGAGUCUUUUUGUUUUCACAGAAAACCUCAGAUUUUUAAUAUUUUUUGUUUUGUUUUUCAAUCAAAUGAUUUGUUUGUAA
Messenger RNA from Xiphophorus hellerii (green swordtail), 898 nucleotides. Its product is annotated as abnormal spindle-like microcephaly-associated protein homolog. Gene Ontology annotation, biological process: establishment of meiotic spindle localization; spindle organization; mitotic cell cycle. The transcript is spliced from 6 exons. Gene Ontology annotation, cellular component: spindle pole. NCBI's taxonomy places the organism in Eukaryota, Metazoa, Chordata, Actinopteri, Cyprinodontiformes, Poeciliidae. Bases 1 to 804 code for a protein of 267 amino acids. The record is from RefSeq and is a predicted model, not a curated record. Gene Ontology annotation, molecular function: calmodulin binding.